Molecule: messenger RNA, 4924 nt
Organism: Poeciliopsis prolifica (blackstripe livebearer)
Lineage: Eukaryota; Metazoa; Chordata; Actinopteri; Cyprinodontiformes; Poeciliidae
Product: semaphorin-6B-like
Exons: 17
Coding region: 597-3296 (899 amino acids)
Biological process (GO): negative regulation of axon extension involved in axon guidance; semaphorin-plexin signaling pathway; neural crest cell migration
Molecular function (GO): chemorepellent activity; semaphorin receptor binding
Source: RefSeq, a predicted model, not a curated record
UAUGGGCCCCUGUUGUCACCGUGCCUGCUCUGCGCUGGACAUUUCACCUCGCCACUGUAAAUUUACAAAGGGGAUUACAUUCUGCUGACCAGUGAUUUCAAAGCCGUACCCGGUGCUGGUCCCUCCCUGCAUGGCAGAGGACUUCAUUGCGGGGUUUGGUGGUUUUAUUUUCAUAUAGACAUAUAAAAAGGGUCUGGAACGAGGCUGCCGGGAAAGAAAACGGACCUGGACUACAGACACCGUCAGUAAGUCGCUGUUUACGCAUUGAAGAAAAAAAAAACACUCUUACUCUCCAGAGAGAGAGAGAGAGAGAGAGAGAGUGCGGGGAGAAGAAGAAGAAGAAAAAAAACAGAUUUGUAGUUGCCUGGGCGUUUUGAACGCGCUCAGUAUAAACGGUGAUGCCUCGGCGACGCGCCGGAGUCGGAGAGGGAAGAGGCAGGUGAGGUGCGGCUGAGGAGCGUUAUUCCAGAGAGCCUUGGAUACCAGGAGAGCUGCUGCAGCCGUCAUCCUUUUCUCCACUGAGGGAAACGAGAACGACAGAGAGGGCGGGUUGGCACCUGCUCCAGCCUCCCCAUACCUGGCCAUCUGGUGCGUGCAUGUGUGCUGCUGCCAUGGCAACAGUGGCUCCUCCCCUCGCGCUUCUUCUCCUGCUGCUUCAGCUGGCUGAUGGCUCAUUCCCAGAGGAGCCAGGUCCACUCAGCUACGUCCCUGUAGAGGUGGUGAGGAGAUACCCCGUGUUCCUAGGCAGAGCCCAUCGCUCCGCUCUGAGACAGGAGCUGCACAUCCAAACGGUCCUCCAAGUCAACCGCACGCUUUACAUCGGAGCCAGAGAUGACUUGUACAGAGUGGAGCUGGAUAACAUGGCAGGCGAAGAAAUGUUUUACAGCAAGAAAAGGACCUGGGAGUCCAACAAGAACGACAUUCGAGUGUGUCGGAUGAAGGGCAAGCAUGAGGGAGAAUGUCGUAAUUUCAUCAAGGUCUUGCUCAGCCAGCAUGAUGGCCUGUUUGUAUGUGGAACAAACGCUUUCAACCCCCUGUGUGCCAACUACACUCGAGACACUCUAGAAAUGGCAGGAGAGCCCGUCAGCGGGAUGGCCCGGUGUCCAUAUGAUCCUCGACACGCUAAUGUGGCGUUAUUCGCAGAUGGAAGUCUUUUUACCGGCACCGUGACAGAUUUUCUGGCCAUCGACGCGGUGAUCUAUCGUAGUCUCGGCGACAGCCCAGCUCUCCGCACUGUGAAGCACGACUCUAAAUGGUUUCGAGAGCCCUACUUUGUCAGUGCCAUGGAGUGGGGGCCACAUAUUUAUUUCUUCUUUAGAGAGAUGGCCAUGGAGUUUCAUCAUCUGGAGAAGGUUAUGGUGUCCCGUGUGGCACGCGUGUGCAAAUCAGACUUGGGUGGCUCUCAGCGUGUCCUCGAGAAACAGUGGACCACAUUCCUAAAGGCGCGACUGAACUGCUCCAUCCCCGGAGACUCCCAUUUUUACUUCAACCUCCUACAUGCCACCAGCAACAUCAUCCACAUGCAGGGACGGGAUGUCAUCCUGGGUCUGUUUUCCACACCACCAAACAGCAUCCCCGGUUCUGCAGUUUGCGUGUUCGACAUGCAGCAGCUCGCUCAUGUUUUUGAGGGCCGAUUUAAAGAGCAAAAAUCCCCAGAGUCUAUUUGGACACCUGUACCAGAUGAAGCAGUGCCUAAACCAAGGCCUGGCGGAUGUGCAGUGCAGGGAUCCAGAUUUAGCACCUCAACAACUUUACCAGAUGAGGUCCUGAACUUUGUGAAGACUCAUCCGCUAAUGGAUGAGACUGUGCCACUGCUAGGACACAGACCCUGGGUGGUCAAGACUAUGGGAAGGUACCAGCUGACAGCCAUGGUGGUAGACACAGAAGCUGGGCCCCACAAGAACCACACUGUCUUGUUCCUGGGCUCCACCCGAGGGACCAUUCUCAAGUUCCUAAUGAUUUCUGGUGGAGAUCCAGUCUCCCACAGCAGCGUGUUUUUGGAGGAGGUGGAGGGAUUCAACCCUGAGAAGUGUGGUGAGGACUCUCCUCAGGCCCGUCAGCUCUUGUCCCUGACAUUGGACCGAACCAGCCACACUCUGCUGCUGGCCUUCCCCUCCUGUCUGGUCAGAGUCCCCACAUCUCGCUGUCACCUGCACGCUCGCUGCAUGAAGAGCUGUCUCGCCUCAAGAGAUCCAUACUGUGGAUGGACCAGAGGCAGUACCUGCUCCUUUCUGAGGCCAGGGACAAGAAUCCCCUUUCAACAAGAUGUGGAAUAUGGAAACGCCACCUCCCAUCUAGGAGACUGUGAUGGAAUUCUGCAGCAGAGUUUGUUGAUUGAGCCAGAGAGCCUGGUCUCCCUCAAUCUCCUCGUCGCGUCUGCAGUCUCGGCCUUCACCAUUGGGGCAGCACUCUCCGGGCUCGCCGUGUGCUGGAUCAUGGCCCACAAACCUGCCAACCGCCGUCAUGGCGGCAGCUCCCAGUCCUCCAUCCAGCGGCGUGAGAGGGGCCUACUGAGUAACUCCGGCGGGAUGGCUGGCUCUGUGCUGAGCGUCACAAGGCAAGGAGGUGGAGAGCGCUCGUGCUCCCAGGGUGGGGAGACCCUGUUUGUUAUGCCCAACGGCUGGGUCAAAUCGGGAGAGCUCGACCCGGGAUUCCUGCCCACUCCGGAGCAUACCCCGCAGCAGAAACGCAGAGGCCUACGACUGUCUGACUCCAACUCCGGAGGCUGGGACACCAGCCAGACGUAUCUGGGCGGAGGGUCUGUUGGUCUGGGCUCGCCCUGCCGCAUGCCGCCCUCUGUCUACCUGACCACUAGACUCUUUCAGCAGAGUGGAGGGGGGAGACAUGGAGGUGAGGGACGGGGGAACGACACACCACGCCAGCACUAUGUCUGCUUGAGCAAACAAGAAAAAGGAGGGAAAGGCACCCCCCGGGCCCCCGUUAGGAAGUCUGCAGGAGAAUAUGUCUACCCCAUGACCCCUCAGGACUCUCCUGAGCGCAGGAGGGUAGUCUCGGCACCAAGUGCCCCUGUUGAGUACAGCGAGCCGCUGCCCUUGCGUUGGCCAGCCCCAGAAGGCUACAUCCUGAGCAGCCAUGGGAUGGUCCCUGUCCCCCUGCCGCCUCCCACCAUGCCCCCUCCCGGUGGUCAGGCCUACAUGUCCCAGCAACACACACCAGGUCUGAGCAGGGCUCUGCUGAGAGGAGCUCUGGAGCGGGGGGAGUUGGGGGAGUUGGUGGAUCUCAGCCAGCUGAUGAGCAAGAAAAACUGCAGUGAUAGGACUCAGGCAGGCCAGUGAUUCCGGAGGAAGUGAAGCAUUCCUUCCAUGUGUGGAGCACGCCGUUAAAUUUCCAUGGAUCUCUCUCCUUUCUCCUCAUUCUGUCAAUCCCUCUCCCUCCCCUUUCCAUCCUCCACAUCUAUAUUUCACCGUCAUCCAGCCUUUUUUCAAACCUUUCACUCUCUCAGGCAAAUCUCUUCACCCCGUAACGAGUCUUUGCCUUCAACUGGCUGCUGGCUCUGCCACUCAUAUCCUUGCUCUCAUUAAUUGGUCAGACCGACUGAGGUUGUUGCCGUGUCUGCAAUGCAGAGUUGCCUUUCCCUCCAGCUCUUUGGGAUGAGAGAGAGGAGGGGAUGGAGGGAAAAAGAAACGGAAAGAAAACCAAACCGGGAGCAUUGAGGAUAAGGACAAAGAUUUAAAGAAUGCCUUCCUUCUGAAAAUUGGCUGGAUGCUUUGUCUCUUCUCUAUAACAUUUCAGAGACUGCCAGCCAUCUGUUCCUAAGUGUAUUUCCUGUCUCUCUGAUUGCCAACAAGGUACUUGAAGCAAAAUUGCAAACUGAAGACUAUUUAAGUAUCUAAAGCUGGAGGUGAAUCAACAGGCAGUCAUUGGGACUGAACAGAUGAGUCUAAGCAAAUCCCUCCCUGAUUUCCUUUUUAUAUUCCUUCACCUUGCAACACACCAAGAGCUUACACAUGAUUGUACAGGUGGAUCCCAUGUAUUCUACAAAAAGCAUGACUUGUGUGCCAAAUGCCUCUAACACGCAGGGAUACAGGACCAUAACUCAUGGCUGUGGAGAGCAGAGUGCAGCACUGAAGUGUCAGCACUAUUCCUGCCAACUGCACCCUCUGUGUAAUGACAGCAUCUCAGCUGUCCGUCUCCCCCCAAACACACAACCACACCAACCCCAAUACGCCCCGUUUUUUUUAAUGACCAAUGAUUCCUCAAGGACGCCUGGUGGGACUGCGCCACGCCAUUGGACGGAUGUAGAAAACCCUUUGCUGAAUUGAGGACAUAAAGGGGGAAAACAAUAAAAUCAGAUGUGUUGUUCUGAGAAGAAACUCAAAUCGCUGCAAUAUAUAAAGACCUUCACGGUCUUUUCGGUUUUAUUCUCCAUUUAAACACUUGGAUUAGUGAUAUUUAUAGAACCCAGCCUGAGUUUUUUGGGCAUAUUUCCUUUGUAGCCCUACACUGGGUCAAGGUCCUUUUGGAUGUGAUACAGUACAAUGUGACAGUUACAGUGAUAAUGAUUGAAACCUCUGGCUUAACUCAGAGGCAGCAGGGGGAAUGGAAAUGUCCCCCGCUCCCACAUGGAACUGUAUAUUCAACCUAUCAAAGUGUCCUGUGCUAUGAAGCAUUCUACAUUUAGAGCUACACACUGCAGCCUCAAAUUACAGUAGAGGCUAAAGAUACAGUACUGGAGACUUUUAUUGGCACCCCUGGUAAAGAUAGAGAGAAAGUCUCAAAUUAAAUUCAUCACUUGCUGCGGUAACAUAAUCUCCCUCUGUAAACUUUUGAAAAAUCCAAAAUUUAAUAGUGAUGAAAUAAUUGUUUUCUCAAAGUCAGAGGGGCCACAGUGUUUGGUACUCGGGCUGUUAAUAGUUUGCCAAAAGGAUGGUAAAUAAACUUGUCCGAUAACAGACUCAAAUGU